AUGAUGGACGAUGAUUCGAGCAUCAUUUUGAACACUAAAUGGACUGUUUUACCAUCCGAAACCUCGGUUUCUGGCAACAGCAACUACAAGCAUCGUCCCAGCAAACGUGCCCGGCACGAUCACGGUGGGUCGUUACCGAGGUUUAAAGGUCUAGCCCCGCAGCAAAAUGGGAAUUGGGGUGCACAAAUAUACGCCAACCACCAGCGGAUAUGGCUCGGAACGUUCAAGUCCGAGAAAGAGGCCGCCCUAGCAUACGACAGUGCAGCCAUCAAGCUACGUUGCGCCGGCGACACCCAAAGGAACUUCCCCUGGACAGAUCUCAACAUCCAAGAACCGGCCUUUCAAAGCCUCUAUUCGAACGAAGAUGUACUGAACAUGAUCAGAGACGGUUCGUAUCAAGCCAAGUUGGAAGAUUUCGUCAAGAUUUUGUCUAAAAAAGAUGGGAAAUCGACCACUAAUCUUAACAAAAAGCUCGUGCAUGGCAAUACACAGUUUUCAUGCACGCAACUUUUUCAAAAGGAAUUAACGCCGAGCGAUGUUGGCAAACUUAACCGGCUCGUGAUCCCUAAAAAAUACGCCGUUAAACACUUCCCUCAAAUCUGCGAGACCGGUCGACAAAGCUUGGCCGGUGAGGUCGAAGACACCGAGCUUGUCUUCUACGACAAGUUGAUGGCGACAUGGAAAUUUCGUUACUGCUACUGGAGGAGUAGCCAGAGCUUUGUGUUCACAAGGGGAUGGAGCCGAUUCGUGAAGGAGAAGAAACUGAGUGAGAAAGAUACUGUAACGUUUUACGCAUGCGAGCGCCCUGGAGGGGAUCAAAAUGGUAGAAAUUUCUUCCUCAUUGAUGUGAAUUACAAUGGCGAGAAAGAUACAUUGGAAACAUCGGCCGAUGACGACUGUCUGGAGGAUAAUAUGGAGUUGGAGUUGGAGCUGAAUUUGGGGAAGAAGAGUUACUGUAAGAUUAGUAGUGAAGAUAAAACAGUAGAGAAGAAAAGUGUUACCCUUUUUGGAGUACAGAUCAACUGA
Molecule: messenger RNA, 1026 nt
Organism: Hibiscus syriacus
Lineage: Eukaryota; Viridiplantae; Streptophyta; Magnoliopsida; Malvales; Malvaceae
Product: AP2/ERF and B3 domain-containing transcription factor At1g51120-like
Exons: 1
Coding region: 1-1026 (341 amino acids)
Biological process (GO): regulation of DNA-templated transcription
Molecular function (GO): DNA binding; DNA-binding transcription factor activity
Source: RefSeq, a predicted model, not a curated record